GCUCUAGGCGAUGCCGAGCAGCUCGGACACGGCGCUGGGGGGAGGCGGGGGCUUGAGCUGGGCGGAGAAGAAGUUGGAGGAACGCCGCAAGCGGAGGCGAUUCCUGUCCCCUCAGCAGCCGCCGCUGCUGUUGCCGCUCCUGCAGCCGCAGCUCCUGCAACCGCCGCCGCCCCCGCCGCCUCUGCUCUUCCUGGCUGCUCCCGGCACGGCCGCCGCCGCAGCCGCCGCCGCCGCGGCCUCCUCCUCUUGCUUCAGCCCGGGCCCCCCUCUGGAGGUCAAGCGGCUGGCGAGAGGCAAGAGGCGCGCAGGAGGGCGGCAGAAGCGGCGCCGCGGGCCCCGCGCCGGGCAGGAGGCGGAGAAGCGUCGGGUCUUCUCGCUGCCCCAGCCGCAGCAGGACGGCGGUGGCGGUGCUAGUAGCGGCGGGGGUGUGACCCCGCUGGUGGAGUACGAGGAUGUAAGCUCCCAGUCCGAGCAGGGGCUGCUGCUGGGGGGGGCCAGCGCGGCAACGGCGGCGACGGCUGCCGGGGGAACGGGGGGCAGCGGCGGGAGUCCGGCCUCCUCCUCCGGCACCCAGCGGCGCGGGGAGGGGUCGGAGCGCAGGCCCCGCCGGGACCGCCGCAGCAGCAGCGGCCGCAGCAAGGAGCGCCACCGCGAGCACCGGCGGCGGGACGGGCAGCGCGGCGGCGGCGGCGCCGGCGAGGCCUCCAAGUCCCGCAGCCGCCACGGCCACGGCGGCGAGGAGCGGGCCGAGGCCGCCAAAAGCGGCAGCAGCAGCAGCAGUGGCGGCCGCCGGAAAAGCGCCUCGGCCACGUCUAGCAGCAGUAGCAGCCGCAAGGACCGAGACCCGAAGGCCCACCGGAGCCGGACUAAGUCGUCCAAGGAGCCGCCGUCGGCCUACAAGGAGCCGCCCAAGGCCUACCGGGAGGACAAGACCGAGCCCAAGGCCUACAGGCGGCGGCAGCGGUCCCUGAGCCCGCUGGGAGGCCGGGACGACAGCCCGGUGUCCCACAGGGCCUCGCAGAGCCUGCGGAGCCGCAAGUCCCCCAGCCCGGCGGGAGGCGGCAGCAGCCCCUACUCGCGGCGUCUGGCCCGCUCCCCGAGCCCUUACAGCCGCCGCCGCUCCCCCAGCUACAGCCGCCACAGCUCCUACGAGCGGGGCGGCGACGUGUCCCCCAGCCCAUACAGCAGCAGCAGCUGGCGCCGCUCCCGGAGCCCCUACAGCCCUGUGAUCAGACGGUCUGCCAAAUCCCGAAGCAGAAGCCCAUAUUCAUCUAGGCAUUCAAGAUCUCGUAGCAGGCACAGAUUGUCUAGAUCCAGAAGUCGUCAUUCUAGCAUUUCUCCUAGCACACUAACUCUGAAGAGUAGCUUGGCAGCUGAAUUGAACAAGAAUAAAAAAGCACGAGCUGCAGAGGCAGCACGAGCUGCAGAGGCAGCGAAAGCUGCAGAAGCAGCUAAGGCUGCUGAGGCCGCUGCCAAAGCUGCCAAAGCUUCAAACACUUCUACACCUACCAAGGGGAACACGGAAACUGGUGCCAGUGCAUCACAAACCAACCACGUGAAGGAUGUGAAGAAACUUAAAAUUGAGCAUGCACCUUCUCCCUCAAGCGGUGGAACUUUAAAAAAUGACAAGGCAAAAACAAAGCCACCUCUUCAGGUAACAAAGGUGGAUAAUAAUUUGAUUGUAGAUAAAGCCACCAAGAAAGCAGUUGUAGUUGGAAAGGAGGGUAAAUCUGCUGUUACAAAGGAGGAACCAGUAUCUCUUAAAGAGAAAACCAAACCACUUACACCAAGCAUAGGAGCCAAGGAGAAGGAGCAACAUGUGGCUUUAGUGACCUCUACCUUACCGCCCUUACCUUUGCCUCCCAUGCUGCCUGAAGACAAAGAUGCUGAUAGCUUACGAGGAAAUAUUUCAGUAAAAGCAGUUAAAAAAGAAGUAGAAAAGAAACUGCGAUGUCUACUUGCUGAUUUACCACUGCCCCCUGAGCUACCAGGAGGAGAUGAUCUCUCAAAGAGUCCAGAGGAAAAGAAAACAGCAACACAGUUACAUAGUAAAAGGAGGCCUAAAACUAUAUUUGAUAGAAUAUGUGGGCCUCGCUAUGGUGAAAUCAAAGAAAAAGACAUUGACUGGGGAAAACGCUGCGUGGAUAAAUUUGAUAUCAUCGGAAUUAUUGGAGAAGGUACCUAUGGACAAGUUUACAAGGCCAGGGAUAAAGACACUGGAGAAAUGGUAGCCUUAAAAAAAGUACGCCUGGAUAAUGAAAAGGAAGGCUUUCCCAUUACAGCAAUUCGAGAAAUUAAAAUUCUCCGGCAGCUUAACCACCAGAGUAUUAUCAAUAUGAAGGAAAUAGUGACCGAUAAAGAAGAUGCUUUGGAUUUUAAGAAGGAUAAAGGUGCAUUUUAUCUGGUGUUUGAAUAUAUGGACCAUGAUCUGAUGGGACUACUGGAAUCAGGCUUGGUUCAUUUUAAUGAAAAUCACAUAAAGUCAUUUAUGAGACAGCUCAUGGAAGGUCUGGAUUAUUGUCAUAAGAAGAACUUUUUGCAUCGAGAUAUUAAAUGUUCAAAUAUUCUUCUAAAUAAUAGAGGGCAGAUAAAACUUGCAGAUUUUGGACUUGCUCGAUUGUAUAGCUCAGAAGAAAGUCGUCCAUAUACUAACAAGGUCAUCACUUUAUGGUACCGUCCACCUGAACUGCUGCUGGGAGAAGAAAGAUACACACCAGCUAUUGAUGUAUGGAGCUGUGGAUGUAUCCUUGGUGAACUCUUCACUAAAAAACCUAUAUUUCAAGCAAAUCAGGAGCUUGCACAACUAGAAUUAAUAAGCCGUAUAUGUGGAAGUCCAUGUCCUGCAGUGUGGCCUGAUGUAAUCAAACUACCAUAUUUCAACACCAUGAAACCAAAGAAGCAAUAUCGUCGAAAGUUAAGAGAAGAAUUUGUUUUUAUUCCUGCAGCUGCACUAGACUUAUUUGAUUACAUGCUCGCCUUGGAUCCUAGUAAGCGCUGCACUGCAGAGCAGGCUCUUCAGUGUGAGUUCCUGCGGGAUGUGGAACCCUCAAAAAUGCCUCCACCGGACCUUCCUUUAUGGCAAGAUUGUCAUGAGUUAUGGAGUAAAAAGCGAAGAAGACAGAAGCAGAUGGGCAUGACUGAUGAUGUUUCCACAAUUAAAGCCCCCAGAAAGGACUUGUCUCUGGGCAUGGAUGACAGCAGAACUAACACGCCUCAGGGUGUGCUGCCGUCUUCACAACUGAAAUCUCAGGGCAACUCGAAUGUAGCACCUGUAAAAACAGGCCCUGGACAGCAGUUAAACCACAGUGAAUUGGCAAUCCUACUAAACCUACUACAAUCUAAAACAAGUGUUAGUGUGGCUGAUUUUGUCCCAGUGUUGAACAUUAAGGUAAACUCUGAGACUCAACAGCAGCUAAAUAAAAUAAACCUUCCUGCUGGAAUUUUGGCAACAGGUGAAAAACAGACAGAUCCAUCAACACCACAACAGGAGUCUUCGAAACCGCUGGGAGGAAUUCAGCCUUCUUCCCAGAACGUCCAGCCUAAAGUGGAGACUGACGCGGCCCAGGCUGCUGUGCAGAGUGCGUUUGCGGUUCUGUUGACUCAGUUAAUAAAGGCCCAGCAGUCAAAGCAGAAAGACGUGCUACUGGAAGAGCGGGAAAAUGGAUCGGGACAUGAAGCGUCUUUACAGCUCAGGCCGCCUCCGGAACCUAGCACUCCGGUGUCAGGGCAAGAUGACCUCAUCCAGCACCAAGACUUGAGGAUAUUGGAGCUCACGCCAGAACCAGAUCGGCCUCGUAUUCUGCCUCCUGAUCAGCGACCUCCUGAACCACCUGAACCACCACCAGUCACUGAAGAAGAUCUAGAUUAUCGGACAGAAAACCAGCACGUACCCACCACUAGUUCUUCGUUAACUGACCCUCAUGCCGGAGUGAAAGCAGCCCUGUUACAGCUCCUUGCUCAGCAUCAGCCCCAGGAUGAUCCCAAAAGAGAAGGUGGUAUUGACUACCAAGCAGGAGACACUUACGUCCCCCCUUCAGACUACAAGGACAACUUUGGGUCCUCUUCUUUCUCUUCUGCUCCUUACGUUAGCAGUGAUGGUCUCGGAGGCGCCUCUGCUCCACCACUGGAACGACGUAGCUUCAUUGGAAACUCAGAUAUUCAGCCCUUGGAUAACUACAGUACUACUUCAUCUCAUUCUGGUGGCCCACCUCAGCCUUCUGCCUUUUCCGAGUCAUUUCCCAGUUCAGUAGCUGGAUAUGGAGACAUUUACCUCAAUACAGGUCCCAUGUUGUUUAGUGGAGACAAGGACCAUAGAUUUGAAUAUAGCCAUGGCCCCAUUGCAGUCCUGGCAAACAGCAGUGACCCUUCCACAGGGCCAGAGAGUACUCAUCCUUUGCCAGCAAAGAUGCACAACUAUAACUAUGGUGGUAACUUACAGGAAAACCCAGGUGGCCCUGGCCUCAUGCAUGGACAGACCUGGACUUCUCCUGCCCAAGGACCUGGGUAUUCACAAGGAUACAGGGGACACAUUAGCACAUCAACUGGCAGAGGUCGAGGCAGAGGGUUACCAUACUGAGUAUCUGUUUUUCCUCAGGCACAUCGUUUUUAUCUGGAAAGACUUUUCUAGCUGCAGUUUAAGGCAGCGAUCCAAGAGACUUGAAUAAUAUUAAUUCAACAACAGCUUUAUUUUUAUGUGGAAAAGGGUCUUGCAUACAAUAGUUUAAAAAAAAAAAAGACAAAAAAAACACCUUUGCUUAAAUUCAUGCUGUUCUAAAAAACUAGAUCUAUUGAUUGUACAUCUUCACAAAUUCUAGUUAACAAUUUUAUUUUGUAUUCUUGCAGUUUUAAGUGGAUGCUAAUCUUAGGGACAUAAAAGUCUUUUAUGGCCCUCUUGCAGAUCUUCUGAACUAUGCACAUUUGUGCUUUUUUGUAAGUUUGGACCAACUUUUAUGUAACAAACAACCAACCCCUCCCCCCUCCAGUUUUACAACAAUCAGAAAGGGCACUGAUUUAUUUGGUAUUUUUCUUUUUACAAAGCUACCUUUAGUCAAAGGUCACUGUCAGUCUUUGCACCUGCUUUCAGUGUUAUUGUGAAAGGUGUACUUUGUGCUCAUUUCAGAAAAUAAAACACAACCUUUCUCUUGA
Balaenoptera ricei (Rice's whale) is the source of this 5145-nucleotide messenger RNA. RefSeq names its product cyclin dependent kinase 13 (gene CDK13). Gene Ontology annotation, molecular function: cyclin-dependent protein serine/threonine kinase activity; cyclin binding; RNA polymerase II CTD heptapeptide repeat kinase activity. NCBI's taxonomy places the organism in Eukaryota, Metazoa, Chordata, Mammalia, Artiodactyla, Balaenopteridae. The transcript has 14 exons. Gene Ontology annotation, cellular component: nucleus; cyclin/CDK positive transcription elongation factor complex. The coding region runs from base 11 to 4576 and encodes 1521 amino acids. Gene Ontology annotation, biological process: protein phosphorylation; positive regulation of transcription elongation by RNA polymerase II; transcription elongation by RNA polymerase II. The record is from RefSeq and is a predicted model, not a curated record.